This is a messenger RNA of Oncorhynchus kisutch (coho salmon), 4895 nucleotides long. RefSeq names its product protein disulfide-isomerase TMX3-like. The transcript is spliced from 16 exons. The record is from RefSeq and is a predicted model, not a curated record. The coding region runs from base 171 to 1523 and encodes 450 amino acids. Lineage: Eukaryota; Metazoa; Chordata; Actinopteri; Salmoniformes; Salmonidae. Gene Ontology annotation, cellular component: endoplasmic reticulum; cell surface.
AUUUUAAAAGGGGGCUUUUACUUUGACAGACUGUUCCAGGAUUUGUGGCCUUGUUGCUCAACAAUCUAAGCGCAGCAGACAAACGGCAGCGGAGAAACCGAACCGGAUCAUUGCUUCACUAGUGAAGUCGCUGAUUGAUUAUUUAUUGGAUAAAUCAUUGCGUGAAAAUUAUGGAAAAUAAAAAGUUUGUCGUCUUGUGUACAGUUUCUUUGACGUUUUUGUUGAGUAUAGCUACGGUUUCAGCCUUCGUUGAAGAGCUCGAUGACACGUUUAAAGACACACGAAUGCCUGAUGAGAUAUGGCUUAUACAAUUCUACGCUCCCUGGUGUACCUACUGCAAGCAGCUGGACCCAGUGUGGUAUGAAAUCGGGGCUGAGCUGAAAAGUAUGGGGUCUCCAGUCAACGUGGGCAAGGUCGACGCCACAGCCCACACCAAUUUUGCAAAAGAGUUUCGAGUUGGAGGCUAUCCCGCUAUAAAGUUGUUGAAGGAUGACUUGAAAUACAACUACAGAGGUCCUAGAACCAAGGAUGGCAUAAUGGAGUUUGCAGACAGAGUAUCUGGACCUGUGGUGAGAGCACUGCCAAGUCAGCAGUUAUUUCAGAAUGUUAUGAGUAGACAUGAUGUUCUCUUUGUAUACGUUGGUGGACCGUCCGACUUGAAGGAGAAGUACAUAUCUGUGGCCAAGGAACUGAUUGUGCAUACUUACUUCUUCUCUGCUGCAAGGAACAUUUUACCCAAGGCAGUUACUCUCCAGGAAUACCCGACUGUGGCAGUGUUCAAGGAUGGCACUUACUUCCUUUAUGAUGAACAACAUGAUGGGGACCUCGCAUCCUGGAUCAAUAGUGAACGAUUCCUUAAUUACCUCCAGAUUGACAGCUACACUCUGUAUGAAAUGGGAGAUACAAGCAAACUGGUGGCUCUGGCUAUAGUGGAUGAGAGAAACCCUACUGAGGAGAGCAUCCGUUACAAGACCAUGGUGGAAAGAGUGGCCACUGAAUACAAGGACCUCUAUAGCAAAGAAUUCCAGUUUGGUCACAUGGACGGAAACGAGUACAUCAAUGGCCUCAUCAUGGAAGAACUGGCCAUGCCCUCUAUUAUCGUGCUCAACGUGUCUAACGAUGGAUAUUUCCUACCGCCCAACAAAGUGGAGACAAAGGAACAGCUGGUGAAGUUCAUCGAUGGAGUGUCGAAGGGCCGGAUUAAAUCCCAGGGAGGGAAUGGAUACUAUCAAUGCUUUAUAAGGAUUGCGUUCAACACCAAAACGACUGUUACAAAUAUAUUUACCAAUGCGCCCCUUUUGGGCGCCUUCCUCGUCGUUGUUUUCUGCGGCGGCGGAAGUGCCUUGUGUUACGGCCUAUGCAUGGCCUGGCGCUCAAUGAGAAACACAGAGUCGAUGAGAGACACAGAGGACGAGGAACCAAUAACUGGGGAGAGGGUGGAGCAAAAGCAGCUCAAAGGUCCUGGGGAAGACAAGAAGACUGAGACGAAAGGGAAGAAUCCGGCAGAGAAGAAGGCUGAUUAAGUAUGAAGUGGUAUGAAUUUUUUUAUUGAAAUGCCCUCGUGGCCAUGUCUCCCUCAUAAAAUACGUAGGUAUUCUGACCUCAAUAGGACUUCCUGGCUAAAUAAAGGUUAAAUAAAAAGUAAAAUAAAAUAAACCCCUACCCCUUAGCCCCUCUUGUAGAUAUAAGAAAAUGGGAUAGGUUUAAAUAAGCAAUAUGGCAAUAACUUUAAUUGCCUUCCUAUAGACUGUGUGGUGUUUUCGCCAUAUUGCUUCAACGUACCCUAGGGAGGAGGUACUAGGGGUCAAUAGUAGUUAUCCUGAGUAUGUUCAGCGAUACUUGAAUUUCUACAUCAUCAAUCAUUUUCUAAGAAAUUAUUGGGGUUUUGUUGCAUCACUCCAAACUCUUUUAUUUAUUUGAUUUGGACUUUUUUUAUCAUAUAUAUUUUAUUUGAAACAUUCAUUAAUGAAUUAAUGUCAAUUCAAUGUUGUUGAAGACAUUGAAUUGUAGGGCCUAUAUAAACCGGAAAUGUCUUUACAGUGGGUUACAGGAGACGAAUUCAGUGAAAAUGUUCUAUUUUGUUCCACUGUGGUGUUAGUUUUUUAGCACCAUCAAUAAACCCAGCAAACAAUUCUAGGUAGAGAACAUUUUUGUAAUGUUACCUGUCAUGUUCUCCUGAUUGUAUCCAGUUUGUGCCCACUUUUCUGUUAGUUAGGGGAACAUUCUAUGUAUGCUAGCAAGAAUUCCUGAGAACCUAUUUAGCAUGUUUUGGCGUUACAGAUUAAAUGUGAUGCCAUGUUCUCAGAAAAUCCUAUAUUAAAGAGCAAUUUCACCACUUUUCAACUUAAUUUUAAUUAUCUAGCACAAUACCAGCGACUACAUAUCUGAAAAGGGAGCAUUUCUACAUGUUGUAGAAAUAAAUAUAAAGUUAACAAGUUCUACACGAUAAUAUCAUCAAAACAGUGAUUUUCAAACACUAUGAAAUUCGUGGGGAGCAAGAAUUGGGGGAGCAAGAAAAUAUUGGCUAGAAACUUGUUGCAAGUUUUGAAAACCACUUUUAAUCCUACCCUGUGAUGUCACAGAGAAGCAUCUUUUUUUACGUCCUUUUCUUUUUAACCACAGAUCAUAGAAAUGUGCAGUUUUCAUAUUACGUAGACACCGGUAUGGUGCUGGAGAUAAUGAAUAUGAGGCUGAAAGUGGUGGAAUUGCCCAUUAAUGUUCUAGACACAUUUCAUUGGAACUUUCCCAAGUCCAGUUUUCUGAGGGUUAGGAGAAUAUUCCAUCAAAGUCCCACCAAACAUACACAGAACAUGGUUGCCAUGACUGUUCUCAGAAUAUAGAUAUUAAUCCAGGCCACCAAAGCUUUUAAUUGAGUGGCCCAAAAAUUUUUUUUUAAAUUGGGUUGAAGGUAGACACAGGGACUAGAAUGGGUAAUGCAUGAAAUGGAAUGAGCAAUCUGGGCAACAUAUUCAUUCUUACCAUUUCCACCCUACCAAUUAAAGAAAGUGGCAGAUCUUCCCAAAUCUGUCUUAAUCUGUGAGAUCAGUUUAGUAUAGUUUCCUGAGUAAAGCUGUGAUGCGCAGGGUGUUAAAAAUAAUACGCAAAUAUCUAAACCCUUGUCUAGACCAAUGAAAGGACACAUCUUUAUUCAACUGAGAGGGCCAAUUUCCUGAAAUCAUCAUAGCUUCUGACUUUGCUUCACUGACUUUAUACCUAGGCUGUUCUUCAAAGCACCUCAAACUGUGUAAGAGUUUAGGGAUAGAGGAUAAAGGGAUUUUUUAAAUACAGCAAAAUAUUAUAUGCAAAGAGGGAUAUCUUGUGUGUCACACCUUCAUCCACUAUACCUUAAAUUUGUGGGUUCAUCAUCAUUUCUGCCAGUGGCUCAAUAUUUAGAGAAAAUUAGGCUAGUUUCUCUUUUCAGGCUGAAGAAUUGUGAGCUGUAACCUUUCAAUGGGCUGAAUCCCAUACUCAAUAGUGUUUGUUUUAGGUAAAACCAAUCAACUAUAAUGCACAAAAUCCAUUUAAGCUGAGAUGUAUUAAAUGUUUGUUGUCUACCCUUUGUCAGUGAUUGAAUGUUUAAUACUCUCCUAAUAUUGUUGGAAAUGUGUCUGCCAGGUAUACAACCUGUCUGAUCUGGGUUAAUCACUUUCCCUAUAUGUUUCUGAAUUCUCUCAGUAAUUAUUGUGGAUAACAAUUUCAGGUCCAUGGGGAGAAGACUAAAAGGCCAAAAUGAGCUUCACUGGGAAGGACCUUUACCUUUCACAUGGAUUACUGUAAUGGUUGCCUCCUACCACGUUUUGGGUUGCUCUCCCUUUCAUAAUUCACAAUCACAGUAUUUACUCUGCACAGAACUGGGGUCUUAUAAAAUUCACUUCGGUAUCCAUCGGUCCCUGGUGAUAUUAUUUUUCAAUCCCUUAAUGGCUUCCUCAAUCUCGCUUUCUGUAACUGUCCGUGUUUCGUCCAUUAUUUAGUGAGAUUUAAGUUAGGCAAAAGGGUUCUAUUUUGUUCUUGUUCUGAUGAAUCGUAAAGGUCUUUAUAAUAUGCUCCAAAUGCCUCUGCAAUGUCUCUUGGUUCUGCUUUAGAGAAGGGAUGAAUUAUCUUAGGGUCUACUUUGCUAGCCUGGGAUUUUUGUAGCUGAAAGGCUAACAACCAUCUGGCUCUAUUACCCACCUCAUAAUAUCUUUGAUUAGUAAAUCUAACUGCCCCUUAUACUUUGUAAAUCAAUAACUCAUCUAAUUUUUGUCUACAUUCAUUCAACUUAUGCAAUAUAUCAUCAUCCCUUGUUUUUUAUGUUCUCUUUAAACUAUCCCCAAACCCUGCUGUUUUUCUUCUUAAUUUGGCACACAAGCAAUUAUCUUCCCUCUUAAUACUGCCUUUGCCCCUUCCCACAAAAUAGAUGAUGAUACGUAAUCAUUAUCACUUAGGGUAAUCUUUGCUUUACAAUAUGGUCUGUCAAUAUGUUAAAUGCUAUAUUUCUCAACUUUAUGUAAAUACUGCUUGGAUAUACAAAAUAAGUAUAAAAAUAAGUAUAUUCUGGAGUAGCUGUCUUGAACUUUAGAAAAACCUAAGUCCUUCAUUCUGGGAUUCUUAAAAUGCCAAGUAUCAAUAAGCCCUAAUUUGAUUUUUUUUUAAUAUGCAGGAAGUCGGUCAAUCUUGUAAUUCUGUAUGCAUUUAAAGUCCCCGCCAACAAUAACCAUCCCUUUUGCAUUGUCUGCUAUUACAGUUGCGAUAUCUGUAAAGAACUCUGGGUUGUCUUAAUUUGGUGCAUACAGGUUCAGAAUAUUAAUGUCUGUGCCACCUACUGACCCCACUACCAUCACAUAUCUACCAUGAUCAUCCCUCAACACUUUACCCUUGGCAAGCACACCGAUCUAUUAAACAAGAUAGUAACCCCU